UUUGCAGUCCAAAUCCGGGGGGAAGCUCCCGAGUUUUAAGCAUUCAGAAAGAAGCGUCUUUCCAAGCUUUCGCCCAAAACAGUGAAUUUGUCACCCGCAAAUUCAACGAAAGCAUCGGGUAUGUCCCAACAAGGGAUUCGGGAAACGCGUUCUCAAACGACCGCGCAUGAGCCUCUGGAGGAGCCGUAGUUCGCAGCUUGUGACGCUUCGAGCCCCAAAGGCGUCUGGGUUCCGACCUCGUGGGUCGGAAUGUCUCCUGGCUAGCCGGUCCAGAGACUGCAUCUAUACAUAAAAACAUUUUAUAGAAGACUGGGAGUACAGCACAGGAAGGCGUCCGAGAUCCUGUAACAACAGCAAUGAAUUACAGAGAAGAAAUUAUGAGUUUGAUAGUCCCAGGACAAUUUGAUGAUGCUGAUACUUCAGACAGUGAACCCCCACAGGUUGUUCAAGCAUCUCAGGAGGAGAAGAUAGUUGUUAAAAUGCAACAGUCCCAUCUGAAUGAGGAAGCAGAUGUGGAUGAAUCCGAUGAGUGCUCUGAGGAUGAGGAAGAUGGAUGGGAUUGGGAUGAUGAUAUGGGAAAGCUGACAAAAGGGAAUCCAAUGGCUGGAGGAAGAAACCUACAGGCAAAUAAACAGAUUCCCAGCAGCAAUGCAGCCAAAAUGUCUACACCUACAAAUAAAGCAUUAAGAAAGUUUGAGAAUAAAAUCAAUCUAGACAAGCUGCAUUUUGCUGAUUCUGUUAUAAAUAAAGUUACAGAGAAGUCUAGGCAAAGAGAAGCAGAUAUGUACCGGGUAAAAGAUAAAUCAGACAGGGCAACAGUAGAACAAGUCCUGGACCCGAGAACACGAAUGAUUCUAUUCAAGAUGCUUAGUAGAGGUGUGAUAUCAGAGAUCAAUGGUUGUGUCAGCACUGGAAAAGAGGCUAAUGUGUAUCACGCCAGUACCGCCAAAGGUGAAAAUAGAGCAAUAAAGAUUUACAAAACUUCCAUUUUGAUGUUUAAAGAUCGGGAUAAAUAUGUGAGUGGAGAAUUCAGGUUUCGUCACGGAUACUGUAAAGGAAACCCAAGAAAGAUGGUCAGGACAUGGGCGGAAAAAGAAAUGAGAAAUUUAAGCAGGUUAUAUACCGCACAAAUACCAUGUCCAGAACCCAUUAUGCUAAGAAGCCAUGUUCUUGUGAUGGGCUUUAUUGGCAAAAAUGAUAUGCCUGCUCCUUUGUUGAAAAAUGCCCAAUUAUCAGAGUCAAAAGCCCGAGAAUUAUACCUGCAAGUCAUACAGUUUAUGAGAAGAAUGUACCAGGAUGCCAAGCUUGUUCAUGCAGAUCUCAGUGAAUUUAAUAUGCUGUAUCACAGUGGUCAGGUAUAUAUUAUAGAUGUGUCCCAGUCUGUGGAGCACGAUCAUCCUCAUGCUUUAGAAUUCUUGAGGAAAGACUGUGCCAAUAUCAAUGAUUUCUUUCAUAAGUACAAUGUUGCGGUGAUGACAGUGAGAGAGCUCUUUGAGUUUGUCACAGAUCCAUCUAUUACGAAUGAGAAUAUGGAUGCCUAUCUUGAAAAGGUAAUGGAAAUUGCAUGUGAGAGAACAGCAGAAGAAAGAUCCAAUCAGAAUAAUGUAGAUGAAGAGGUAUUCAGGAAAGCCUAUAUCCCUAGGACUCUGACAGACGUUAAGAACUAUGAGAGAGAUGUGGACAUAAUGAUGAAGCUGAAGGAAGAAGAUUCAGCCCUCAGUGUGCAGCAAGAUAAUAUUCUCUACCAGACCGUGACAGGAUUAAAGAAGGAUUUAUCCGGUGUUCAAAAGGUGCCUGCUCUCCUUGAAAAUAAUAAUGAUGAGGCAAAUUCUAACAGCGAGGAUGAGGAUGAUAGCUCUGACAAUUCAGACUCAUGUUGUAAGGAACAGGAAGACUCGGGGCAUUUUAAAGACCAAUCUGCUGAAACAGGUGCUGAUAAAAAGGAAAGGAAGAAAAUAGUUAAAGAGGCUCAAAGGGAGAAGAGAAAACACAAGAUUCCGAAGCAUGUCAAGAAGCGAAAAGAGAAGAUAGCAAAAAUGAAAAAGGGCAAAUAAAUUCUGGUGGUCGUUUUUCAAGUUUUUCUUGUUUUAGUGAGUCAUAUUUUGGAGCUGAGCCCAUUUUGAUGCAUAUCAACAGAACACCGCGACAGGCUAAAUUGUUACCUGAUUGACUUGCUCUUGUGGGCUCCUGCAGAGUCAGAAGCUCCCACUAAGAACAUAUUCCUGUGGAGAAAUGAAAACGAUUUCACAAAUGUGUUUUUUUAAAGAAAUCCAGAGAAAUUGAUGCAACAUACAAUUGUAUAUUUUGUACUUGUGUAAUGACACCAACAUGUAAACUAAUUCCUUUCUUCUGUCAUCAAUUAUUUGGGUAGAUACGUAGGCAAAUAAUGUGGGAGGAGCAGACAUAGUCUCAUUUAUUUCAGCCAGGGAUGUGGCAAUGGAUGGCCCUGUGGACAUUGGACCGCACCUCUUAACAUUUCUCUUUCCGUGCUGAUGAAGGCAGAUGGGAAUUGGAGUUCAGCAACAUUUAGAAGGCCAAACAGUAGCCUGUUUGUGAUGAAAACUGUUCAUUCAGUUUCAGUGAGUUGUCUGCACGAAAGAUCAGCUUGUACAAAGAGGAAGAGUUAAUGAGGUGCUUGCUAGCAAAUAUAUUCCUUUUUAUCCUGUCCAUCUGCAGCAUUGACUCUAUAUUUGGGAAGGGGAGGGUCAGAGGAAAACCACACUUAUAAAUAACAUGUUUUUUAUCACUCUCAUCUCUGUCUGGAUUUGUGACACAAUUCUCCACAUGUUACCUCUUGGAUUCUGUUUGGCUGCAUGGUAGGGAAACUCAGUAGAGUCCUGUUGCCUAGGUAGCAGACUAACAGAUUUCUCCUCUAAUCAGGAAAUGUGGUUCUCCCUCUCCCUCUCUCCCUCUCUCUCUCUGGCAAGUUUAUGAAUAGAAUGACCUUUCUGUGAUCAAGAGAAUAUUUCUGUAACAGUUCCUAAUUUGAGUUCAAAUUGCUUCCCUAUGGAUGAAGCACUGUAAGGAUACUUACAAACUGAGUUGACACAAGAGACCAACAAUUCACAUUCAUUACUCAAUUGUUUUUAAAAGUUGAAAUCAAGUUCAGUGACUGGCCGCCACCAUCAUCUUUAAAACAUUAGUAAUUAAUGUUCUGAACUAUUAAUGGAAUCACUGAACUUUAUCAAAUUGGUUUUACUCUGAUUAAAAACUGUAAACUGCCAUUCUUGGCUCAGAUGUUUAAGGAGCAGCAAUAUUUUAGCAGCUGUCAGUGAUAUAAAUCCAUUGCCACUGGUGUCAUUUUCGUUGAAAAUAAAACUCAAUCUGCAUUGUU
Messenger RNA from Crotalus tigris (Tiger rattlesnake), 3334 nucleotides. It is a transcript of the gene RIOK1, whose product is annotated as RIO kinase 1. Gene Ontology annotation, cellular component: preribosome, small subunit precursor; cytosol. The coding region runs from base 357 to 2054 and encodes 565 amino acids. The transcript has 18 exons. NCBI's taxonomy places the organism in Eukaryota, Metazoa, Chordata, Lepidosauria, Squamata, Viperidae. The record is from RefSeq and is a predicted model, not a curated record. Gene Ontology annotation, molecular function: ATP binding; protein serine/threonine kinase activity. Gene Ontology annotation, biological process: maturation of SSU-rRNA; protein phosphorylation.